AUGGCUGUCGGCGAUACUGACAGGCAAAAGAGCCUCGACAAUGGCAUGUCGCGAGGAAAGCCGACAAAGAUGGCACGGAAGAGCCACCGCUCAUCAUACCUAAGGGAUACGGGCGUCGGUUUGCGCGCUGACGCCAGUAAAGCAUCGGAAAGGCCAGAGAAAGUGCCAAACGCUUUCCUGAUUGAAGAAGCAGACUUCUGCCGACGGCGGCCUCGCCUGCAGGUGAUCGCGUACGUCCACUCGGCCAUCAGCCGCGUGCAGGAGAGGCGGGAGACGCGCUCCACCUGGGCCAACGCCACGGCGUCUGGCCUCGGCGUCGAGAUCGCCGCCGUGUUCAUGGUGGGACGAGCCAAGAACCAAAGGGAAAGGCAGAUUGUUCAGGAGGAAAGCCAGCGGUACCAUGACAUCGUCCAGGUGAGACUGUUGUACCCGGAUUCCAGGCAGGUCUGUCACCGUUACGAUAAUUAUCUACACUCUCAAAAGCGUAGAAAAUGUGAGCUGCGGGAGGAGUGCUCGCCUUUGAGAUUUUCUGAAAAUAUGACUGGGUAUGUUAUUUGGAAAUGGGGCGAUUACGUGGAUCACUACCGCCAGCUCUCGCUGAAGGCGCUGUCGUCCCUUGCCUGGGUACAGCAUCACUGCCCUCAGGUUCCCUGGACGCUGCACGCAGACGACGAUGUUUUCAUUGACGUUUUCCUGCUGAAGAGCAUCUUGGAAGAUUUCCGAGCCGAAACUACGAAGGCGUUUUUAUGCAACAGCGAAUGGAGCCUGGCGCAGCGCGCGGGGCGGUGGGCCGUUUCCCGCGACGAAUAUCGCAACAACGAGUACCCAGUGUUUUGCACCGGCGCCGCCUGGGUCCUGCCGACUCGACUUCUGCCACGGCUUCUGAGAGCGUCCCAGACGGCGCCUUUCCUGUGGGUAGACGACGUUUAUAUCACCGGGGUUUUGGCUGAGCAUGCCGGCGUCACACAUCUCGGCACGGUUUACAAGUCCAAGCAUAUUCAGCCCUCAGAUGUUGGGGAUGUUAUAGUUUGGUAUCAUGUAAAAGAUGAUAGGAGAAAAUGGUGGAGAAAAUUAACACAUUUCUAUAGGAAGACUUUAAAGAAAGAGUAAAAUUAAUGUACAUUCUCCAUAAGAGUAUAGUUUAAAUAUAUCGUUAACCCCUUACUGACUGUGAAAGUAUCUAUGUAAACCUCGACAUCCAACAUGUUCAGUGUAACAUGGUUAUUUUAUACCAAGGAGCAACAGCUUUAGAAGUGGCAGCCACUGAGACACAUUUAAUCUGCAUGGUAACCUUGUGAUAGACUGGCAGCUUUGCUUUGUUCCGUUUUCACUUGUCCGGUAUAUAAUUCAGAUGACCUAACUAGGUUCAGUGUCUGUGUGUGCGCUCGUGCAAACGUGAUUCCUUUCAUAGUUUAUAUUAAAUGUCUAUGGUUUAUGGUUAAUGAUGGACCAAUGAAAUUAAGAAUCUACCCCUUUUCACAAUCAUGGUUUAGUCUCGAGAUCUAUGUUCACCAGUGGCAAUGUCAUCGAAAUCCAAUGUUCAUAAGCCUUACCUGGGCAUUUGCUUAAAUUUACACAUUUCUCAUCACAUUUGUAGAUAAGGCAUUUACUCUGAUCAACUAUCCAGAGGCAAUGACAUUUGUGUAUAGCUAGUGCUUGACUUGUUUUACCAUUAGGAGUUUUCCUUUGGAUUUUUUUCUUCUUCAUUUCUCUCUUUGAUCUCCUCUCGCUUU
Molecule: messenger RNA, 1733 nt
Organism: Penaeus vannamei (Pacific white shrimp)
Lineage: Eukaryota; Metazoa; Arthropoda; Malacostraca; Decapoda; Penaeidae
Source: RefSeq, a predicted model, not a curated record